AUGAUUGGUAGCCAACCACCGAUCAACGUUGGUGGCGUUUUUAAAAGACAGAUACACAAUUAUAUCAUCAUGUACAUGAAAUCAAUCAUUGUUUUCCUUUUCGCCGCUUUUGCUCUUGCAACUGCCGCCAAUUCAUACACCAACUUUGCAGGAACAUUUGAAGUUGCAUCACUUCCAACUGACGCACAAGCAUCAGCUCAAGCUUUGAGUGGAGGAGCUACUGCCACUUUUGAAGAUGAUGGAUCAUCUUAUACAAUCUCUUACAAGAUCUCUUUCAACACUACCACUGCCGACUUUACCGCUGCCAAUAUUACUGGCAUCUCUGUAUUCAAUCCAUCUGCCCCAGGUACCGUUCCAUCCGGUGUAACUGGCACUGCCAUCCCACUCGCCAUGAACGGUACUGGUAUCACAGUCAACGGUCUUAACUUCCAAGCUGUCGGUAGUUUCGUUGUUGGUAACCCAACCUACUCUGUCGUCAAGCAACAAGUCCAAAAAGUUGCCAACGCCGACUCUACUGCUCAAUUCUUUGUUGUCGUCUACUAUGGUGGUAAUGCUACCUCUGAUCCAGUCCCAGCCUCCCGUUCCCAACUCAAAUGGGAAAACAAUGAUGCUCCAGCUGGUUCCGACUCUGGUGACUCUUCCAAGGUUGCCAUCUCUUUCGGUCUUGUAUUAUUAUCAUCAGUCUUUGCUUUAUUAUUCUAA
This is a messenger RNA of Cavenderia fasciculata, 702 nucleotides long. RefSeq lists its product as uncharacterized. NCBI's taxonomy places the organism in Eukaryota, Evosea, Eumycetozoa, Acytosteliales, Cavenderiaceae. The transcript is spliced from 3 exons. The coding region runs from base 1 to 702 and encodes 233 amino acids. The record is from RefSeq and is a predicted model, not a curated record.